AUGGACAAGAUUAAUCCCAUUGAGAAGCGGAUGCUGCCCGAGUUUUUCAGUGCCCACAAGAGCUCGAAGACGGCGGAAUUGUACCUCAAAUACCGCAAUUACAUGGUCCACGCGUCUCGCCAGCAGCCGGACGUGUACUUAACGGCCACGGCCUGUCGUCGGAAUUUAGCGGGAGAUGCCUGUGCGAUCCUCCGCGUCCACGAGUUCCUUACGCACUGGGGACUGAUUAAUUUUCACGUCCCGCCGCACGCGAUGCCGCCCGCUAUUCACUCAAACUAUGCGCUCCAAGCGGUUGGGAGUGCGACCAGUACCGGUCAGUACUAUAGUAGCAGUGGUGGUAGUAAUAGUACUGCUAGGGAUGAACAAAGUCCUGUGGCCAUGCUUGUGGCUGGUCAGAAAGAGUGUGGACGAAGGGUGGACGUCCCGUUGGCGUGCGAAGGUUGUGGCGUCGCGAGGCAGUCCGACGAUUUGUUUUUUGAGCUCACAAGUGAAGCAAAGAAAAAGUUGACGACGAGUACUGCGGUUGGAAACGCAUCGAGUGCAACGCACGGAAUGAAUGGUACUGGUGGCAAAGCAGGAGAAGGUCAAGAAAUGACGGUACGAGGGUUUGCAUUGCGACCAGGAAGUGGCAUCUGUGAAGAGUGCUACAUUCGCGGUGCUUUUCCCGAGGGCUACGAUGUCUCGGAUUUCGUGCUGAUGCCGACAGUGACGAAAAAUCUGUCGGCAACCGCUUCGUGGACGCAAGAAGAGAAUGAUCGUCUGUUGACUGCUGUGAAUAGCAGCACGAGGGCCAAUCGAACCAAGGGCGUGCGUGAAUAUGAAGAAGAUGAGGAAAGCUGUGAUUGGAAUUUCGUGGCUUCCAAGGUUGGCUCGAAGACCGCUGAAGAGUGUUUGUUGCACUUUUUGGAGAUACCAACGCUCGACACGUCGGUGGCGCUGGAUCGAGGAACACGGGUCGGCGAUAUGGUGGAGUCGAUGCGACCUUUUUCUGCCGGAGCAGCUUUGACUGCGCCUGUGCUUGAUCUGGUUUCUCUAGUAGAGCAGGUUGACCCGAUUGUUGCGAAAGCUGCAGCUCAUGCCGCGAUAGGUGCCAUCAAGCGAUUACACACGAUGCCAGCGGAUAUAGCCAUUUUGCCGAGUGAGGCAUCGUUGGCUUCGGUGAAGCACGAAGCAACGGCUAGUACAGCUGAAGUCAAGGUAGAGAGCGCUCCGACGUCGUCAGGGCCCGUUACGAUAAGUGAUGGCUCAUUGUCUUCGCUUGAGGAUGCAGCAGCGGCAGUAGCCAGCAGUGCAGAGGAAGCAGGAAUCAGAUCGACCAUCAAGUCAGAGGACACGCCCGCGCUCAGCGAUGUGGCUAUGGAGGAUGUACCGUUGUCAAAUCCGACCCUUGAGUCCACUACGGAGACGGUCGGUCCGGGCAAGCACGAUGCAGCGUCUAUCUCGAAGGAAAUGAUUGCGGUCACGGAAGAGGCAGCCCGUGCCACUACAGUUGCGCUCUUGGCAACGCGAGCACAGCAGAUUGCCGAUGAUAUUGCAAAUGGACCCGUGAAGGAUUUGGUACAGCAACUCGUGGAGAAUCAGUUGCGUCAAAUCGAGUUGAAGAUGCAGCAGCUAGCUGUACUGGAGCAAACAGUUUGUGCCGAGAAGGAGCAACUUGCAAAAGAGAAGUACGAGCUAUACGUAGACCGGCUCGCCUUCUCUCGCGAAAAGAUGAAUGGCCGCUUGGCGUAG
Messenger RNA from Peronospora matthiolae, 1731 nucleotides. The record is from the annotation of a GenBank genome assembly. NCBI's taxonomy places the organism in Eukaryota, Oomycota, Peronosporomycetes, Peronosporales, Peronosporaceae.